AUGUCUUCCACUCUCUUUCCCGGUGUCGCUUUGAUCACCGGCGCCUCCUCCGGUAAGCUCUACAACCCAUGCAUAUCUACUUCCAUCUCACCAACACCACAUCCCUCANNAGGCAUCGGCAAAGCAACAGCAACAGCAUUUGCCCAAGAAGGCUGUCCCCGCAUCGUCCUCGCCGACAUCUCCGAAACCUCUUUGGACCAAACCCACUCUUCACUCACCAAAGCCUUUCCUUCUGUCCAGUUUCUCGCUGUCGUGACUGACAUAUCCUCUCCCUCUUCCGUCCGCGAUCUGUUUCGUAAAACUCUAGACACAUUCAAGAGGGUAGACUAUGCAGUAAACUGUGCCGGUGUGCUAGGCUCUGCAAAGAAAUCCCACGAAAUGACUUUGGAGGAGUUUGAUCAUAUUGGAAACAGAGGCGUUAUUGUCAAUGUUGCUUCGCAGUUGGGUAUUGUGGCUAGACCUCAAGCACCUGCCAUCAUCGGACUGACCAAGUCAGAUGCUUUGGACUAUUCGGCUCACAACAUCAGGGUUAAUUGCGUGUGCCCUGGUGUCAUUGAAACACCACUCAUCAACGAUGAGGUCAGGAAAGCCAUAUCUAUUGCUCCCAUGAACAGAGCAGGCACGCCAGAAGAGAUAGCCGAUUGCAUUCUGUUCCUCUGCUCGCCCAAGUCUUCUUUUGUGCAGGGUGCUGCCUUGGUCGCUGACGGUGGUUACACUAUAAACUAG
This is a messenger RNA of Aureobasidium musti, 726 nucleotides long. The record is from the annotation of a GenBank genome assembly. NCBI's taxonomy places the organism in Eukaryota, Fungi, Ascomycota, Dothideomycetes, Dothideales, Saccotheciaceae.